This is a messenger RNA of Medicago truncatula (barrel medic), 1647 nucleotides long. RefSeq names its product fasciclin-like arabinogalactan protein 4. NCBI's taxonomy places the organism in Eukaryota, Viridiplantae, Streptophyta, Magnoliopsida, Fabales, Fabaceae. Bases 266 to 1516 code for a protein of 416 amino acids. The record is from RefSeq and is a predicted model, not a curated record. Gene Ontology annotation, cellular component: plasma membrane. Gene Ontology annotation, biological process: mucilage biosynthetic process involved in seed coat development; multidimensional cell growth; abscisic acid-activated signaling pathway. The transcript has a single exon.
AUAAAAAAAAGAGCUACUAUAAAAAUAAAAAAACAGUCUACAUCAUGAUUGCAUCACCAUGGUGCUCUUCUCAUCAUUCAGACAUUCACAGAUCACACCCAGCUCACUCUUUCUUUCUCUUCCACUCACUUCACUUCACACUCAUCAACUCAACUUCACAACACUACACACCAUAACUCAUUCAUUUUUCGUUACACCAAAUCUAAACCCAAACCCAGAUCCACCAUCAUCAUAGAUAAACACUAACAUAACAAUAUCUAUAACAAUGACUUUAUUUCCCCAAAUUACCCUCACAUUUAUGCUAUAUUUCCUAAUCCUAUCCCCAACACCAUCUUUCUCUUUCAACCUCACCUCCCUCCUUUCAACCUUCCCUGAAUUAUCAACAUUCACCUCCCUACUUUCUUCCACACCCCCUCUCACCGCUGAUCUUUCCCACCGCACUUCACUCUCUCUCCUCGCCGUCCCCAACACCUAUCUCACCACCGACCCUCACCUCCAUAACCUCUCCCCCUCCGCCCUCGCCGACAUCCUCCGCUACCACAUCCUCCUCCAAUUCCUCUCCUGGUCCGACCUCCAACACCUCCCUCCCUCCGGUAAACUCGUCACCACUCUCUUCCAAACCACCGGCCGCGCCACCAACAACUUCGGCUCCGUUAAUAUCACCCACUCCCCGAACACUAACACUGUUACAAUCCAUUCCCCAGCACCUUACUCAUCCUCAAACGCCACCGUGCUUUCACAGCUCAAAAUGUUACCCUACAAUCUCACUAUCUUCACCGUUGAUUCUCUCUUAAUCCCUUAUGGUUUCGAUCUCAUGGCAUCGGAAACUCGUCCUAGCAUUCUUCUCAACAUCACCAAAACCCUAAUCGACGCUCACAAUUUCAACGUCGCUGCUUCAAUGCUCUCUGCUUCCGGCGUCGUGAACGAAUUCGAAGCCGGUGAAGGUGGUUCCGGAAUUACCUUAUUUAUCCCCGUCGACGAUGCUUUCGCCGAUCUACCUCCUUCCGUUUCGCUUCAAUCGCUUCCCGCCGAUCAAAAAGCAGUGGUUCUCAAAGCGCAUGUUCUUCGUGCUUAUUAUCCUCUCGGUUCGCUUCAAUCCACCGCGAAUCCGUUGCAACCGACGCUUGCGACGGAAGCUAUGGGUGCCGGAAGUUUCACUUUGAAUAUUUCAACUUUUAACGGCUCUGUUGCGAUUAACACUGGCAUUGUUCAGGCGAUAAUUACUCAGACAGUGUUUGAUCAGAAUCCUAUUGCGAUUUUUGGUGUUUCGAAGGUUUUGUUGCCUAGAGAGAUUUUUGGGAAGAAUCCAAUUGUCUCUGCGAAAUCACCACCGGAGAGUAGUGCUCCUCCUCCUUAUGAGGAUGCUUCUUCGCCCACAGGUUUUGAUGUACAGCCGUCGCAUCUUUCUUCACCGCCGGGGUUUGGUGAAGAUGUUAGCUCAGAUGUUGCAAGUGUUUAUGGUUCUGAGUUAUUUGUUUUUCUACUUUGUUGUAUAAAUUUGUAUUUAAUAUUAUAAAUAGUAAUUGUGUUAUUAUUUUUUUUUUGUGGAGUUUUGUUUUGAUAUUCUCCACCUUUUGUACACGUUAAUUGCAUUAUUAUUGUUAUUAUUAAUAUUAGGUUGCAAAUGCAGCCUCUUUUUUUAUUGCC